Molecule: messenger RNA, 866 nt
Organism: Stegastes partitus (bicolor damselfish)
Lineage: Eukaryota; Metazoa; Chordata; Actinopteri; Pomacentridae
Gene: mrpl51
Product: mitochondrial ribosomal protein L51
Exons: 4
Coding region: 182-577 (131 amino acids)
Biological process (GO): translation
Cellular component (GO): mitochondrial large ribosomal subunit
Molecular function (GO): structural constituent of ribosome
Source: RefSeq, a predicted model, not a curated record
CAGCAGCGCCGCGGUGCAUUGUGGGAGCCAGAGUCACUGCAGCGGUCACAGCGUGCCGGAGCGUCACGGACACGUUUCAUGUUUGAUGUGUUCAGCUGAUGCUUCUGUCCAGAAUCAACAGAACCAACAGAAUUAAAGCAAGAACCAGCAGCUGCUGGACGGUUCAGGAGGAAACAGGAACAUGUCGGUUCUGGCGGUUCUGCUCAGAGCUGGAUCCACCUUCUGUCGGUCUGCUGGGAACCUGCUGCUCCCAGUCAGAGGCGUCUCCACCAGUACCUGCUGCAGGAUCCGGAUGCACGCCAUCCCUCAGCUGAAGACUGUGGACCGGUGGACGGAGAAGAGGAGCAUGUUUGGCGUUUAUGACAACGUCGGCAUCCUGGGAGACUUUAAAGCUCAUCCCAAAGACCUGAUCAUCGGUCCGUGCUGGCUGAGGGCCUUCAAAGGCAACGAGCUGCAGCGUCUGAUCAGGAAGAAGAAGAUGGUCGGAGACAGAAUGAUGACCGCGGACAGACACAACCUGGAGAAGGGAAUCAAGUUCCUGUACAAACGCUUCAACCGGACCGGAAAACACCGCUAACAGAUGAAACCGGGCAGCUGGUCUGGACUCAUGGAGGCUGCUGGUGUCUCUGAGAGACUGUUGACCACAGAAGGAGAACAUUUAUGUGCUUCAGCUGCUUUUGGACACAAAAUACACGAUAUAAAAUCCUGAAAGGAGCCUUUUUAUUGUGUCUUCUCUCCAACAUAAGCUCCUUUAGCUUAAAGCUUCAGACUGUUUCUGUCAUCAGUGUGACAGCUGCAGCUCUAACAGGUCGGUUAUCACCUUCAUCACCUGUAGUUGUUUUUAAUAAAAACAGUCCAAACUCUGA